Messenger RNA from Syngnathus typhle (broad-nosed pipefish), 2124 nucleotides. RefSeq names its product oocyte zinc finger protein XlCOF19-like. Bases 746 to 1735 code for a protein of 329 amino acids. The transcript is spliced from 3 exons. Lineage: Eukaryota; Metazoa; Chordata; Actinopteri; Syngnathiformes; Syngnathidae. The record is from RefSeq and is a predicted model, not a curated record. Gene Ontology annotation, biological process: regulation of transcription by RNA polymerase II. Gene Ontology annotation, molecular function: RNA polymerase II cis-regulatory region sequence-specific DNA binding; DNA-binding transcription factor activity.
ACAAUUGUCUUUAUUUUUCAAAUGACAAAAUAACCACAUAUAAGCCAUUCAGGCAGAUGUGAACAACUCUAAAAACACAAAUUCUGCCUUUCAUAUCUGAAGAGUCAGAUAACAUUGAACAAACUGUUUGAAAUACUUUACAUUUUUACACUUUACUUUACACGAUUGUGAGUGAUGUGAGUCACCCCGCUCACUCUUUGUUUGAUCUUCUGCCCUCCGGGAAGAGGUAUAGGAGCCUGCGCUCCCGCACCACCAGACUCACCAACAGCUUCGAUCUCCAGGCUGUUAAGAUCCUGAACUCUCUCUCUCUCCCCCCUUCUGCGUAGCGUCCUGUACUUUUGCGCUAUGCUUACUGUCUGCUGUAUGCACACUGGCUCCGUUUUGCUACUCUUAUUUAUUGUGUUAUUUGUUUAUUUAUUAUUUAUUCAUCACUCUUAUUAUUUAUUGUUCGUGCCUUCUUGUUUUUGUUUUAUGUCGUUUACUUGUAUGUCUAUUAUGUACUAUGUCUCGUCACCGUGGGAUAGAGGAAACGUAAUUUCGGUUUCUUUGUGUGUCAUGUGAAGAGGUUGACAAUAAAGCAGACUUUGACUUUUAUUAUGUGUCUCGUCAGAUUUAAAAGAUGCAAUGCCUGGCAGACGGGGGGGGGGGGAAAAGCAGUUAACAUCUUUGCUUUUGGGCCACUCGAAUAUUUGGAGGAACUUCACUCAGCGGAGCAACGAAGACAAUUCCCCACACAUGUGUGAAAAUGUCUGCAAGGACCACAGCAAAGUACGUGGAGGGAAAGGACCGUACGCGUCGACGACAGGAACAUCUUUGCUUGCAGCCGAAUGUUGUGUUGCGCACGGCAGACAUCAGUGAAACUAUUUGUCCUAAGCAGCAGGAGCCAGAGCGCACGUGCGUUAAAGAGGAAGCUGUGCGCAAAGAGGUCCACCACGUGAAUGAAGAAAUGGUGCAGAAGUUUCUUUGCACCAUAAAAGAGGAGGAAGAGCCGGAGCGACUUUGUAUUAAAAAGGAGGGAGAAGACUCCUGUGACAUUAAAGAAGAGGAGGAGGAUAUCUUCGAGAUGCUAUCGGCUGGUGUUCCUGUGAAGAGUUUAGAUGAGGGUCAACAUGAGGUGAGCAAAGGCGUGGAGUCUCCAAGCUGCAGCUCAAGUCAACAAAUGACUCGAGAAGAUGAUGGAGACCACUGUGGAGGAUCACAAGCAGCUCAGCCAUUAGAUAGUGAUGAUGUGACGAAAAACUUUUCCUGCUCAGAUUGUGGCCAAAGAUUUGCUCAGAGGGGACAUUUAAAAAGGCACACAAGAAUCCACACUGGCGAGAAACCUUUUUCAUGCUCAAUUUGUGGCAAAACAUUCAGUGACAAGGAAACCUUAAAACGUCACACAAGAGUCCACACUGGAGAGAAACCUUUUUCAUGCUCAGAUUGUGGCCAGCGAUUCCGUUAUAGGGCAGGCUUAAAAUAUCAUACAAGAAUCCACACUGGCGAGAAACCUUUUUCGUGCUCAGUUUGUGGCCAAAAAUUUGCUUCAAGUGGAAGUUUAAAAAGUCACACGAGAACCCACACUGGCGAGAAACCUUUUUCGUGCUCAGUUUGUGGCCAAAAAUUUGCUCGGAAGGAACCUUUAAAAAGUCACACAAGAACCCACACUGGCGAGAAACCUUUUUCGUGCUCAGUUUGUGGCCAAAGAUUCUCUGAGAGGAGACAUUUCAAAAGGCACACAAGAAUCCACACCUAACCCUGUUGCCUGCUCAGUCACUUGUCAAAGAGUCUCUAUUGAGAAUUCUGAGUGUCUCUGGGAGAUGAGCAAUGAUGCAUGAAGUUCUCACCUUCUAUUUGAGCAGACUUUGAGUUUAUGCAUCAGUGAUAAUUCUAUUCUAGUAUGUAGCUUUUGAUUGAGAUGCAGAACUCUUUUCCUUUACUACAGUGAGAAGUUCAUAUUUUAGUUUUAGUAAUGCAUUUGAAAAUAUAGUUAACCAGCCUCGGGAUGCGAAUUGUUCUGUAUUUGUCAUUAUAAUUGAUGUUUCUUUUGGUUGUGGUUUUUAACCGCAAUUUGUUCAAUUCAUAUUCAGGACAAGUUGCUGUUUUUUUUAAUUCUUCAGCCUUUCAUAUUCAUGUGGAGCAAUA